This is a messenger RNA of Colletotrichum tamarilloi, 1905 nucleotides long. Its product is annotated as FAD binding domain-containing protein. The coding region runs from base 1 to 1905 and encodes 634 amino acids. The record is from RefSeq and is a predicted model, not a curated record. The transcript has 3 exons. Lineage: Eukaryota; Fungi; Ascomycota; Sordariomycetes; Glomerellales; Glomerellaceae. Gene Ontology annotation, molecular function: oxidoreductase activity; FAD binding.
AUGACAACAAGCUCAUCAACUCCUGUGAGCUCACAAACCAAUGGCCAUACAAACGGCUCGCACCAAAAUGGGCACGCAUUCAGGUCCGACGUCUGCGUCGUCGGAGCCGGACCAGCCGGCCUAAUGCUCGGGUCUCUCAUGGCAAGAUUCGGUCAAAAGGUCCAAGUCAUUGACGAAAGGCCGGAUCAGACUACAGUAGGCCGCGCCGAUGGAAUUCAGCCAAAGUCGAUUGAGACGCUGCAGAUGCUGCGCCUCGGCGACGAGCUAUUCCGCACCGGUGUUAAGGUCCAUGACAUUUGUAUGUGGCAGAGCUCGAGCGAUUCUGACCUGCACCGGUUGAGUCGCUCGAUCCACUACCCUCCCUCUGUCGUGGAUCUUUUGCAACCCUACAUCUUAUUAUGUCACCAGGGCAUGAUUGAAGGUGUCUUCAUCGAUGACCUUCGCAAGAGCGGUGUCGAAGUGAAACGUAGUCACAGCUUCCAGGCCUACAGCACUUUGGACGAUGGCUCAUUGAGCAUUGAAUGCGAUCGGCAAGGGGAAGGAAAGACAUCCAUCAACUCGGAGUUUCUGGUGGGAUGUGACGGCGCGCGAUCUCUCGUUCGAAAGAGCAUCCCCGACACAUUCGCCCAAGGUUCACCGCAUGCUUCGGUAUGGGGCGUCCUCGAUGGCGAACUGGAGACAGACUUCCCCGACCUCUGGAGCAAGACGGUAGUCUUCUCUGAGAAGUACGGUUCCAUCCUCAUCAUUCCCCGCGAACGCAAUAUGACGCGCUUCUACGUCGAAAUGAAAUCGUCAACAUCCUCAAAAGACCUAGGAGAAGAAUACGUUAUGGAACAAGCCCGCCUUAUCCUAUCACCCUACAGCGUCAAAUGGCGCUCUGUAGAGUGGUUUGGCAAUUAUCAAGUCGCCCAGCGCGUGGCCGCCCGCUUCUCCGACCCGGCCCAGCGCGCCUUCAUCGCCGGCGACGCCAGCCACACGCACAGUCCCAAGGCAGCGCAGGGCAUGAACACAAGCAUCCACGACACCUGGAACCUCGGGUGGAAACUCAACCUCGCUCUGCGCGGGCUCGCAAAGGGCGACGUGUUGCUUGCGACCUAUGAGCACGAGCGCAAGAAGAUUGCGCACGAUCUCAUCAACUUCGACUUUGAGCACGCCAACGAGAUCGCUCGCGGCGACGCGAAGCGGCUGGCAGAUAACUUCAAGACAAACACGCGCUUCAUUUCUGGCGUCGGGGUCGAGUAUGGCGAGAACGAGCUCAACCAGGGUCGGGAUGACGGCGUUCAAGGCGCCGCGAAGCCGGGAUGCAACCUCCCGCCUGCAAAGGCUACCCGAUAUAUCGAUGCUUGCCCUAUCGACGUGCAGCUCGAUAUUCCGGUCUUGGGUCAGUUCCGCAUCUACGCAGUCUUGGACGACGUCUCUGGCGCUGCGGGUGUCUCUUUUCUGCGUGACUUCAGCACCGGCGUAGCAUCUGCGUCUUCAUUGGUGUCGAGACUUUCCGCAGCAGCAGCGCAGUCGUACAAGGUGAAGCCACGCGCCAGUCGGACGGACGAUAUUCAUGUACGCCCUGAGAGAUAUACAUCUGUCAGUCAAUUAUGCACAUUUGCGCUCGUCACAUCUACGGAAAAGGAGAACUUUGAAAUCUCUUCGCUUCCUCCCGUGUUCUCACAGAGUGCCUGGACCGUCUAUCUCGACGAUGUAGCACCUCUGGAUACACAAGGACGCUCCUGUACAGACAAGUGGCUUGGUGGUCUCGCAACGGACGAAGCUUCCCUUAUCGUCGUCCGCCCGGACGGCUACGUGGGUACCAUCGGCCGCUGGCAGGCAAGCGAAAGCGGCAACGGUGAGAUGGCGGCGCAAUGGCUGGAUGACUACUUUGGCGGUUUUUUACAAGCGCCGGACAUGUAG